Messenger RNA from Daphnia pulicaria, 3023 nucleotides. RefSeq lists its product as uncharacterized. The record is from RefSeq and is a predicted model, not a curated record. The transcript has 8 exons. Gene Ontology annotation, molecular function: protein binding. NCBI's taxonomy places the organism in Eukaryota, Metazoa, Arthropoda, Branchiopoda, Diplostraca, Daphniidae. The coding region runs from base 550 to 2058 and encodes 502 amino acids.
GAGAGUGAACAAGCCCUGGCACAGCCAAGUUAUGACCGUGGAUUACACGCUGUUUAUUUUUUUUACUCUUUGAAAGUUGGCUGGCCAGCAGCAGCAAAAGUCCGUUCGAUUGAUUAGUUGACUCUCUCUCUCUAUUCCCCGCAAUAGCUGCAAUUGACACGACGGGUGGGUUUUCUGUAGAACUGUACAACUACCAAGUUUCUCAUCCGUGUUGGCUCGGCUGGUUUCUUUUCCUCGUCAUCUCCAAUCAUCGAGCGCUUACACGACACAUCCACUGCAAACAACCCGACCCGGGGUUCGGACUAUAUAUAUUAUAGAUUACCCCCCAAAAAAUACUCCAUAUACACGCUCACAAUCGAUCGCCUACUAGAUAAGGGAAACCACCAUCGACGUCAACCUGCUGUGCUCUCCCAUUGCUGCGGAUGGUCGCUGCUGCUGUCGUCGCUUUACAAUGAGCUGAUUGGCAAAGAGACGACAGAAGACCCGACGCCUUGCCACGUCGCUUUUCCUGUCUCCCCCUCAUCAAUCCAACCACAACAUCAUCAAAUCAUGCCGCCACCGGUCUGCUGUGCAAGAAGUGCCGUCGCCGUCGCUCUCGGAUUAUGGAUAACAGCGCACCACCUGCUCCUUGUCGUGUCAUGUUCUUGUUAUGUUCCAUCAGUCGGAUCGCACCGGGUGACUCCGUUCAACGUCACCGUCCGCGAGUUGAGCGAAUCGUCCGCCUUAGUCACCUGGUCACUCUUUGCCGACCAAGAGGACGACCAGAUGAAUUCGACGAAUCAAACGACAGAGAACCCGAUGAUGCCGUUCCGGCUUGAGAUCACCUAUCGGCCUUAUCGCCAAAGGAAGAGGAUGAUCAUCGCCGUGCCGUCAGACGUGACGUCAUACAUUCUGAGCGACUUAAGGCCUGGCAGCGACUACAUGAUCAGAGUGACGAGUGUGACGAAAGGCCUUCGCGUCAGGAGUCAGCCCGUCCGGUUUUCCUUGUCGCAAGUCGUCUCGGCCGGCCCGUCGCCCGACUCCAGAGACGACGCCUACCUGUCCCCACCAUCAUAUCCUUCUUACGGUGGGACCGUGGGCGACCCCAGUACGUACCCGAUGAUGCCUACUUUCAUCGCACCUCCGCCGCGUUCACCUUCUUCCGGCCCGUAUCGUAACAACCGCCUCACCGGCAAUUACACGUCCGUCGUCGGGUUGGCUGAUUACCGAUUCCCGCCGACAGCCAACAGCGCCGGGGUGGUGUACGUCCGCGGAGAAGAAGUCGGCAUCGUCAUCCUAGUCCUCAUCGUUUGGGUGGCUGCCGUUGCGCUAUUUUUCCAUCGCUGGGGCAAGAUACGGAUGCUGCUGCCCUAUCAGCCCGUGUUCAAGGAAGAGGAGCCGGUCAUUGUCGGCCUUUCGCCGUCGCCGACUCCGCUGCAGCUCUCGCAGCCGUCGCAACUUUUACCGUCGUCGAGCCUGUCGCAAUCUCAGCCGCCCGUUCCGCCGUCGGCCGUUCACGUCAGCGCCAACAAGUUCGUCUCACUCGAUCCGGCCGCCAUCCGCCGCAACCAGUUCAUGCUCCAUUCCAGAUUGGCCAGAAUGCAAGCUUACACGGAGCGACGCAACUGGCCGACAUCGAUGAGUAGGCUGGACCAGAAUUGCAUCAUCGUCGGGAGGAGUCCGUUGCCCGCCGUCCGGCAGAAGGGAUACGCCAGCCGGCGAGCCAACACGAUCGCGGCCGACACAUGCGACUGCUGCGAGCGACCCAUCGGCUACUGUCGGAAGCUGAACGACCCCAGUCAUCUACGCCACCAUCACAAGCGCGGGAUUCACCAUCCGAAAUUCGCCAGCGGUUCCGGUUGCAGUUGCGAAGAGCCGCUCAGCGAGCCGCGCAAGGCGCACAGCGCCGAGGUCAUCACGCUCACCGUCACUUCUUGUGAAAGCCCGACCAACAGCGUGAGAUCCAACAGCACGCCAGAGUUGCCCGAACGCCUGAAUUCGCCCUUCUCCAUCAAGCCGCAACGGCCGACGAAUUUCGUCCAGCAGCAGGAUUCAAUAACCGCAGAGUGUUCCCUCUAGUUCAUAUCGACGCUAAAGGAGAAAAAGCGAUUUAUUUAAAAAAUAAAAAAAUAAAAAGGUUUUUUGGGUUUUUCUUUCGUUCAAAACUCGCGCCCGUUUGACUCUUAAAAAACUUUCCUCUAUCUGAUGUAGAGGGCGGAAGGAUGAACAACUGUUAUUUUUUAAACCGCCUAUAGGACAGUCAAGUCAUCAACUUUGGUCCAACUGUAUAAUGUAUAGAGAAAAUUUGUAUGACCUGAAUUCCUUUGAAUGAUUUUUUCCAUCGAGUCUUUUGGCUCGAUCCAUGACCCUUCAUCCAUGACCUUUUUUUCUUUUCAUUUUCUAUACCGCUGGGUGGGUUGCUGACCCAAAUAUUUUAUCCUCCCCUACAUCAAUCUAAUCUUAUUCUUUCUCGUUUAUUUUGAAAUGUUUACCCAGGCCUCCAAGCUGUUUUCUUAUAUUGAAUCGUUCGUUUUUGUUAAAAAUUUAAUAUUGAUCUAUACGCCACUCCGCAUUCAUAUUGAGCCACUUUGUUUUUCAAUGGCGUCGUGACACUGCUGCAGUUUCCAACGCUCCUCAGCCAUAGUAGGAUGGUCCUGUUCUCACAUUUAUAAUUCAAAACUACAAAAAACUAUCGUAGGCCUAUAUAUCGUCAGCCUAUAAUCGAUUCAUAGACAUAUUAUGCGCAUCUUUUCCAUUAUAUGUAUAUCAUCCUAUCAUAAGAUGCUAUACUAUAAUGUCAUCACACGAGAUUAUCAUUUUGUUUAGACAAAUUUUCCCAUGAAAACCAUCAUCAACUCUCAACGCAGAAAUGACUCAAUUCACACCGAGUAUCAUCAGCUUUGUUAUUUUUAUUUGUUUAUUCUUUUUUUUUUCUUUUAUUAUUAUUAUUAUAAGCGUUGUUAAAAAAAAGGGUAUGUAUCUUAAACUUGCGAUGAACUGGAAGAUCAAUGGAAUACAAGCGGCGAAUACUAUUAUCACAAUAA